AUGGCCUGGAGUUGCUUUGUGGCUCUGCUUCUGCUGGUGGCGUCUCCCCUGAGACUGGGUCAGCAUCUGAACCCCAAGCCUAGUCUUGGAUACAGCUAUGACUGUGGGGUGCAGGGCAUGCAGCUGCUGGUGUUCCCCAGGUCAAACCAGACUAUCCACUUCAAGGUUCUGGAUGAAUUUGGGAACCGUUUUGAGGUGAAUAACUGCUCUAUCUGCUACCACUGGGUCACCUCUGAGCCCCAAGAGCCUGCAGUACUCUCCGCUGAUUACAGAGGCUGCCACGUGCUUGAGAAUGAUGGGCGGUUCCGCUUGAGGGUGUUCGUGCAAGCCAUACUACCCAGUGGCCGUGUGGAUACAGCACAAGAUGUCACUCUGAUCUGUCCCAAACCAGACACCUUGACUCCGGACCCCUACCUGGCUCCACCCAUCACCCCCAAGCCGUCCACACCCCAGCCUUCUGCCCUCCACCUCAUCUCUAACCACACCUUGGCUGCAUCUGACCACACUCCCAGUACAUUGUACCCAGAGCACAGUUUCAUCCAUUCAACUCCUGCUCCACCAGCCCCAGGAUCUGGAUCUGCUGGAGCCAUCACGCCUCAUCCCCAGUGGGGCAUCUUGGGGCCCUGGGGAUCUGUAGGUGCCCAUCUGCCCCAGGAGCGGUGUCAGGUAGCCUCUGAGCGCAUUCCCUGCAUGGUGAAAGGUAGUUCCAAGGAAGCCUGUCAGCAGGCUGGCUGCUGUUAUGACAACACCAGAGAAGUGUCCUGUUACUAUGGCAACACAGCCACUCUCCAGUGUUUCAGAAGUGGCUAUUUCACCCUGGUCAUGUCGCAAGAAACAGCCCGGACACACAUGGUCACACUGGACAAUGUCUACCUGGCCUAUGCCCCCAAUGGAUGCCCCCCUACCCAGAAGACAAGUGCUUUUGUGGUCUUCCAUGUCCCUUUUACCCUCUGUGGAACAGCAAUCCAGGUGGUUGGUGAGCAGCUCAUCUAUGAGAACCAGCUGGUGUCUGACAUUGAUGUCCAAAAGGGGCCACGGGGUUCCAUCACUCGGGACAGUGUCUUCCGGCUUAAUGUUCGCUGUAUCUUCAAUGCUAGCGACUUCCUGCCCAUCCAGGCAUCUAUCUUCUCACCCCCACCACCUGCCCCUGUGACCCAGUCUGGACCCCUGCGGCUGGAGCUGAGGAUUGCCAAGGAUGAGACUUUCAGCUCCUACUAUCAGGAGAGUGACUAUCCUCUUGUGAGACUGCUCCAGGAACCAGUCCAUGUAGAGGUCCGGCUCAUGCAGAGAACUGACCCCAGUCUGGCCCUGGUACUACACCAGUGCUGGGCCACUCCUACUGCCAGCGCCUUCCAGCAUCCACAAUGGUCCAUUCUGUCAGAUGGGUGUCCCUUCAAGGGUGACAACUACAGAACACAAUUGAUAGCUACAGACAGGGCGGAGCUACCCUUCUGGUCCCACUACCAGCGCUUCACCGUUGCCACCUUCACUCUCCUGGACUCCAGCUCCCAGAAUGCCCUUACGGGACAGGUUUAUUUCUUCUGUAGUGCUUCUGCCUGCCACCCUGCAGGGCCUGAGGCGUGCUCUACUACAUGUGACUCUGGGAAGGCAAGGCGUCGACGAUCCUCUGGUCACAACAGCACUAUCCGGGCCCUGGACAUUGUGAGCUCUCCAGGGGCAGUGGACUUUGAGGAUGCUGCUAAACUUGAGCCUUCAGGCUCCAGCCCCAACUCCAGCUCAAGACUCCUGCUCUGGUUGCUCCUCCUGCUACUGGCCAUCACUCUGGUCCUGGGGGCUGGUGUGUUUGUGGGUUUGAGCUGGGCAUGGGCCCAGAAGCUCUGGGAAGGCACAAGAUGUUAA
Psammomys obesus (fat sand rat) is the source of this 1860-nucleotide messenger RNA. RefSeq names its product zona pellucida glycoprotein 1 (gene Zp1). The transcript has 13 exons. Gene Ontology annotation, biological process: prevention of polyspermy; binding of sperm to zona pellucida. The coding region runs from base 1 to 1860 and encodes 619 amino acids. Lineage: Eukaryota; Metazoa; Chordata; Mammalia; Rodentia; Muridae. Gene Ontology annotation, cellular component: egg coat. Gene Ontology annotation, molecular function: acrosin binding; structural constituent of egg coat. The record is from RefSeq and is a predicted model, not a curated record.